Messenger RNA from Glycine soja, 1254 nucleotides. RefSeq names its product probable 2-oxoacid dependent dioxygenase. Gene Ontology annotation, cellular component: nucleus; cytosol; VCP-NPL4-UFD1 AAA ATPase complex. The record is from RefSeq and is a predicted model, not a curated record. Gene Ontology annotation, biological process: mitotic spindle disassembly; autophagosome maturation; retrograde protein transport, ER to cytosol. Gene Ontology annotation, molecular function: polyubiquitin modification-dependent protein binding; ATP binding; ATP hydrolysis activity. NCBI's taxonomy places the organism in Eukaryota, Viridiplantae, Streptophyta, Magnoliopsida, Fabales, Fabaceae. The coding region runs from base 1 to 846 and encodes 281 amino acids. The transcript is spliced from 5 exons.
AUGUUUGGAGGCAGGAAAAGUGAAAUCAAGGCAUUUGAUGAUUCAAAGACUGGUGUCCAAGGACUGGUAGAAAAUGGUGUAACAAAAGUUCCACUUAUGUUCUAUUGUGAAAACUCUAAUCUCAAUGAUGGUGUAACCAAUGCAUCAAAUUCAAAGAUCAGCAUCCCCAUAAUUGACCUCACAGGCAUCCAUGAUGAUCCUAUUUUGAGAGAUCAUGUUGUGGGAAAAGUUAGAUAUGCAUGUGAGAAGUGGGGCUUCUUUCAGGUUAUAAAUCAUGGAAUUCCAACUCAGGUUUUGGAUGAGAUGAUCAAAGGAACUUGCAGGUUUCACCAACAAGAUGCAAAGGUGAGGAAAGAGUACUACACUCACAAAGUAAGCCAAAAAGUUGCUUAUCUUUCCAAUUAUACUCUUUUUGAAGACCCUUCUGCUGAUUGGAGGGAUACACUUGCAUUUUCCUUGGCACCUCAUCCACCCGAAGCUGAAGAAUUUCCUGCAGUUUGUAGGGAGAAGAUGGAUGUCAUUGAUUUGGAAGAUGAGAGUAUUGAUGCUGAAGUACUGAAUUCUAUGGCAGUUUCAAAUGAGCAUUUCCAUACUGCUCUGGGAACAAGCAAUCCAUCUGCUUUACGAGAAAUUGUUGUUGAGGUGCCUAAUGUCAGCUGGGAGGAUAUUGGAGGCCUUGAGAAUGUCAAGUGUGAGCUGCAAGAGACUGUUCAAUAUCCUGUGGAGCACCUAGAAAAAUUUGAGAAGUUUGGUAUGUCACCAUUAAAAGGGGUUCUCUUCUAUGGUCCUCCAGGAUGUGGAAAAACUUUGUUGGCCAAAGCAAUUGCUAAUGAAUGUCAAGCUUGAUGAAAAACUUUGUUGGGGCCCAGAAUUGCUCACUAUGUGGGUUGGUGAAAGUGAAGCCAAUGUUCGAGAAAUUUUUGACAAGGCCAAACAAUCAGCUCCAUGUGUCCUCUUCUUUGAUGAGCUUGAUUUCAUUGCUACUCAGGUCUAUUUUUGUACUUCGCAUCCAUGCAGGCCAGGUUGAAUUAAAUUAUGUGGCUGGGUUGAAAGGAAUUGUAUGAUUUUGUUGCCAAAUCUGUAGAUGAUUUAAGGAGAUAAUGUUACACGGUGUUUUUCUUAUGUCUAAGUUGGUUUUUCCUAGAAAUGUUCUAAAGUAUCAUCAACGCAUGUUGCGUGCACCUGGGAGGCUGAGACAAACUCAUCAAAACAUUGUAUCUCAAGAGAAUAGUGCACCACCAUUUCCUUCUUUUU